AUGGCAGCAGAAAAUGGUUUCAAAGUCAUCAUCAUAGGCGGGGGCAUCGCUGGUCUCACCCUCGCCAACAUGUUGGAGAAAUUCGACAUUGAUUAUGUCGUUUUAGAGGCUCAUAAAAAUAUCGCGCCCCAGGUUGGUGCGAGCAUAGGCAUGUUUCCCAAUGGUCUGCGAAUCCUUGACCAGAUCGGCAUCCACGAUCAAAUCAAAGCUAUAUUCAAGAGCGACAUUCCCUACAACAAAUCGCAUAUGAGAAAUAAUGAGGGGAAAAUCAUCACAACCAUCCAUGGGAUCAACGAUCAGCUGGAGCGCAGGCAUGGAUAUGGUUUGUUGUUCUUUGAUCGACAGGCCCUUCUACAAAUUCUCUACGAUCAUCUGCAGGACAAUUCCAAGAUAUUAACAGGGAGGAAGUUUGAGUCAGCUGAGCUCAACGACUGGGGCGUCACUGCAACGUGUGCGGAUGGUUCCACUUUCCGCGGUACCCUUCUUGUUGGUGCAGAUGGCAUUCACAGCAAGGCUCGGACCGUCAUGAGGGCUUUGGGAGAUAGAUUGGACCCGGGAGCCUUCGACAACAGUGAGGAAAGCAAGGUGCCAUGUUACUACAGAUGUAGUUUCGGCAUCGCGGUAGACGUGCCAGGGUGGGUUACAGGCGAGCAACAUAUUGUGACGGGCGAUGGAAGGUCUCAGCUUGUUAUUUCGGGGCCGGACAAUCGUGUGUACUGGUUCAUGUUUGAGAGGUUGCCCGAGGCCCGAUAUGGAGAUGACAUCCCGCGAUACACGACAAAAGACGAGGAAGAGUUUGCAAAUCGGAACGCAGACGUAGCUAUUACCGAGAGUGUUACUUUUGGCCAGGUCUUUGCUUGUCGUCUGUCUUCAGCCCUCACGCCACUACACGAAGUUGUUUACAAGAAAUGGUUCUUCAGGAGGAUCAUCACUCUAGGCGACUCUGCCCACAAGCCCAACCCCAUUGGCGGCCAAGGAGGCAAUGGGGCGAUUGAGUCAUGCGCGGAACUUGUGAACAUGCUACUGGAGAAGAAAGCAGCCCGUGGUGGAACCUUGAACAAACUGACGACCGAGGAGCUGGAGGGGGUCUUGGGGCGAACACAGACAUCAAGGCACGCAAGAGCCAAGGAGAUUGUCUAUGCUGCACACAGGCACCAGAGAAUCAACGCUUACGAGAAUCCGUUGAUCUCUACCAUCAUUACAGGGUACAUUUUCCCUUUGGCUGGGCCUGAACAAAUCCUCACGAGGAUGUCCUGGAAUCUUAUAGGGGCUACACAUCUCAAGAACCUCCCGAUUCCCAAGCGCGCUCGCAUGAUACCAUACAAUGACGAGCUUCCUGCGUUGCCGUUCAGCACCAUAAUAUCCAUGGUCGUUCGUAGCGGGCAAAUCGCCUCGAUGGCAACAUUAGUCUUCAUUAGUUUGAAGGCGUUCCGCUUUCAUAUACCAGAGAUAACUAAAUGGGCCCGGGAAGCACCAAUUGUUAUUAGAUGGUUCGGUGAAGGCCAAAUCACCAAGAUCUUCAACAUAUUCGUCUCCGUGUUUGCAAUCCCACUCUCAGAUCAAGAUCCUGGGAUCAGGUUGCAGCUCAUUAACUUUCUCUUUCAGUUGAUAUCACCUCUCCUCAUUUACACUAUCGAAGCCAACAGAGUCGGUAACCAAGGAACUGCUUUGAUGUUCGAUCUUUUAUUUGCCUUUGGGUUUCAGCUCCGGGGAAUUGGCCAGUUAGGCCCUCUUCAUGCUGCUCUGCAUGCCGUGAGCUCUCAUGAACUUCCAACCGGACGCCACAUACCUGUCGAGACUGCGAAAGCUCUGGUUCCAGCUAUUACGUUGGGAUUUGUCAUUCCUACAGUACUUUUGUUUGCACGAACUCCGGAUACAGUCGCAUGGCAACACUCUCUAGCUCUCUGGCAGUUUGCGCCACCAAUUUUUGUUCUUCUCACUCGAUUGAUCUCUUCCACGAUCAAGAAAUAUGACCGAGCAAAACUUCAGGGAAAGGAAGGCAGAAAUGACAUGGAGCGAUAUGCGGAUAAGGACUUGCCAUUUCUUAACUCCGUCUACACUUACGCGGUUGCUACUCAGGCUACCGUCCAUAUUGCAUCGAUGGUGUACGCGUGGUCACAUCCGAAUAUAUCGUUAUUCGAAUCAUUCCUCCAAGUGCCGAACCCGUUCAUCUCGGACUGGAAUCUUCCAAGUUUGGUUGCUAAGUUGGGUACAUUCUUCAAAUACGACAUGCUGCUAUUCAGUGCAUCGUCAUUAGCAACUGGCAUCUACAGCAUUUGGGAUCUGCGCCGACUGGGUUAUAUUACAACUACCGAUGCUUUCACUGCCUUUUUUGGAACAGUUGCGGGACAGUUCCUAGUCGGUCCAGGGGCAACUUGGGCUGGGUUGUGGUGCUGGCGGGAGAAUCGACUAGCAAAAUUGAUGGCUAGACGUCAGUAA
Messenger RNA from Clonostachys rhizophaga, 2439 nucleotides. Lineage: Eukaryota; Fungi; Ascomycota; Sordariomycetes; Hypocreales; Bionectriaceae. The record is from the annotation of a GenBank genome assembly.